UCAUUAUUCAGUUACUCGCUCAUCCUUUCUUUCUCUCCCUCUCUUCUCUCGUUGUCUUUGUCCUACCCUUCCUUACUUCCCUACCCCAUCCUCUCUCUCUCUCUCUUUCUCUCCCUCUCUCUUCCUCCUUCUCCCCAUUCAUGUACCAACGGCCAGCUGUCACUCAACGCAUCUCGUAUGUGCUCCGCAAAGACGAGAACAGGAAUGCUCAUCUCUUGGGUGUUAAUGCACUUGCCCUUGAUACAACCACCCCUACUACACCUAUUCAACCAUCCUCUCUUACCACAAACAUUGUCACUGCUAAGGAACGACGUCGACAUUCUUCAAGGCAUUAUGUCCCAGGAGGCAUUCUAUACACUGGAGGACGUGAUGGCAUGAUUGCUGCCUGGGAUUUGCAUUUUGAGUCGCCUAUUCCCCGUGAUAUACCUGGUGAAACUCCAGAACAGCCCAAGGGACUUCCGCCUUCGACCUUUCGUCAGUCGUUCAAUCAUCAUACGGACUGGGUGAAUGAUAUUGUUCUAUGUCACAAUGGAGAGACCUUGGUCUCGGCCUCAUCUGAUAGGACUGUUAAGCUAGUCCGGCCACACUCACAUAAUCCAACAGCAGCACACAUCAUUGGAACACACGGGGAUUAUGUGAAGACAUUAGCUUAUGCUUCAGGGCCGGGAUGGGUUGCAAGUGGAGGAUUAGACAAGACUGUUAAUAUCUGGGAUAUCAAAGAAAGUCGGAGUACGCAAUUCAUUUCUCUUGGAGCCAUUCCUGAGACUUCGUCAAAGGCAUCCAUUUAUGCGCUUGCUUGCAAUCCCAUUGGAACGGUGCUGGCAACUGGUUCGCCUGAGAAGAUCAUUAGGGUCUGGGAUCCAAGAUCAGGACAGCGGAUUACUAAGUUUGCUGGCCACACUGACAACAUUCGUGCACUCCUAAUUAGUGAGAGCGGAGAUACGAUAUUAUCUGCAUCCUCCGAUACUACUAUCAAGCUAUGGUCUUUGACAGCUCAGAGAUGCAUUACCACAUUCACCAUGCACUCGGAUUCUGUUUGGUCACUAUACUCGGACCACCCUCAAUUGGCUACUUUCUACGGCGGUGGAAAGGAUGGCAUAGUCACCAAGACGGAAAUCAAUCGCUACAAUCCUCAGCAUCACAGCGAUUUUGAGGAUGAAGAUCCUGGACAGUGUGUUGUCAUCUGCAAAGCCGAAACUGGUGUUGCUAGAUUGGUGGCGCAUGAUAAUGCACGGAUCUGGACUGCAACCUCAUCAAGCAGUGUUUUCCAGUGGCCUGACAUUCCUACGCGUGCUAACCGUGCGCCAGAAAUGAUUGCGUCUAUUGUACCGGCCAAUUUGCUUAAGAUGAACCUCAAUGAAUCAACAUUUACGGAUCUAAUUCCAGAGCACUACUAUCCGACUUCAACCGUCUAUUCUGCAGCAUCAUUAGGAUCACUCUUUGUUAGUCAUCGCGAUAAGCAAAGCCAGCAUAGCUCUGAGGAUGAUGAGGGCCUUAUCGCACCCAUAUUUGAAGAUCCAGAGAAUGUGAUUGAAGGAGAGCAUGGAUUAAUCAAACACACGCUUUUGAACAACCGUCGUAUGGUUGUAACUGAGGAUAAAUGUGGCGAAGUGGCGCUCUGGGAUAUCAUCAAGUGCAUUCAAUUGGAUACAUUUCCUGGACGUAAAUUGGAUGAUGUUGUGAAUGAGCUCAACACGAUCGAGUCUGUGCCAACAUGGUGCACAAUUGACACACGCAUAGGAGCAUUGACAGUUCAUUUGGAUGAAGGCCGCUGCUUUGACGCAGAGGUAUAUGUCGAUGAAAUCGAAGAAAUACCUGACCCCGAGCGACCAGAAGACCAGAGAAUUGUCAUUGGUAAAUGGGUACUGAAAAAUCUGUUUGAUAACUAUGUGCCAGUGCAUAUUGAGGCAUAUGAAAAGGAGACUUAUCGUAUUCAGCAUCCGAAUGACUCAGCCACUCAGCUGUCCGUCUCUACAACAGCAUUGAAUGAGAAAGGCGUUGAAAGCGGUGGAUAUGACACAAAGAAGUCUGACCUGCCAGCGGUUGCAAGCGAUGGAAGCCGGCCACCUGUCAUCAACACUACGCCCGAAGCAUUGAAGGAACCCCUCGCAUCUUCGGAGCUUCCAACCAUCUCCAGUGAUAACUCCAAAGCUAAUAAUUCAUCACCUCAUCAGGAUUCUUUAGCAACUGUAGCAGGCAGCUCACCAAGCUCUUCUAGGGAAGGCUCAGUGUCCGUAGCGCCAACUACGGGUACUACUGCAGCAGCAGCAGCUACAGCUUCCACCAAUGUUGCGCCCACUAGCUCUGGAGGGAAAUUGAGCGCGCUAGGAUCGCAUACAGCCUCAUCAUCUGUUCCUUCGACCCCAUUAUCAAUAUCCUCGACAACGAGUACGGCCGCGAGCUCCAGUAAUGGGUUCAUGGGCCGUCUGAAGCACUCUGUUAAGAAGCUUACGAGGACGCCUAGUUCAGAGCAAAAGUUUGAAAAUGGGCGGUCGAUGUCAUCUAAGAAGAGUGUGGGAACCAUUGCUAUCCCGAUGAGCGGCGGUGUCUCCAAAGCCCCCAACAGUCCUUCUAUUCCAGAACACCCAUCGCCAUUCCCGGCGAUCACAACAUCUGCUACUGCUUCCACAUCGGCCAGCGGAGCAGGAGUUGGGACAGGAACUUCGACCUCUACAGCAUCGUCACCAAGGACUACUGUCAUAGACGGAACACCAACACCCGGAGGAUCGGCUGGAUUAGGUGGAACUAAAGUUAACGAAGAUGAUCAAGCAACCUCUGACACUACAUCGUCACAUUCAAUCGAGUCUAUCCCCAGUCCUGUACAGCAGCUCCCGAAUCCCGCUAUCAGUAUGCGCCCCCCACAUCCACCGUUCACUCCGCUUACGCAUCUAGAUUGCCCAACGGUCCCUAUCCCUGCACAUAUCCCAGUAAUUAUUUCUGAGCAGUCGCGGGAAGCCUCUUCGUCUGUAGAUUUGUAUCGUGGUACUGUAGGCUCUUUGGGAUAUGACUAUGUACCACUAGUGCAAGUUAUACCUACAUGGUUAUUGGAAGUGCUUUUGAAGAACAUGAUACCGGUCAAAGAGACGCCAAAGGUUUCAUUUGUGCUACGACCACAUCAUGAACAGGAUAUUACUCUAUCGCUGCCAGGCUCUGGACGGUUGGGCGAGCUCCCAGGAGGCAAUCCAAGAUUGACUGCACCGCGGAUGCUGAGAGUACGCAAGGUUGUGGCACAUGUAGUCGAUAAGCUGGCAUUGACGCCCCCUAAAAGAGCUUCGAUAUCAGUAUCAAUAAGCGACCCAGCAAGUAGAGCAGUAGUUGUUGAUGCUGCAUUCCAGCGUGGCCAUACACAGACUAACCAGCCUCCACUUCCUCCGCGAUCAAUCGAAGCGGCGGAAACCAGUGCGAGAGGACCAGCUAUCGUUGGUAGUGCCGACCAGCCUCCACCACCAGGGAAUAAAUCGCAAAGUGUGGGUCCAUCGGUUUCAAUCGUUACAAAGACUGGAGAGCAAGAAGAAGAAGAAGAAGAGUUUUGGAGGCAAGAGGCACUGCGCCCAGAGAAUUGGCUUGAAAUCCUAUGUAACGACCAGGUCCUAUCACCGACGAUGACAUUGGCGACUGUUCGCACACAUUAUUGGAAGACAGGGAGCGAUGUAGUCCUGACUUACCGAUAUAAGCAACAGAACAUGGCAAUAGUAUCAACUCUAACAACUACCCCAUCGCUAUUGCCGUCGUCAGCAACAUAGAGCCGCAUAAUAGUUGUUAUAUAC
This is a messenger RNA of Lobosporangium transversale, 3767 nucleotides long. RefSeq lists its product as hypothetical. The coding region runs from base 141 to 3743 and encodes 1200 amino acids. Lineage: Eukaryota; Fungi; Mortierellomycota; Mortierellomycetes; Mortierellales; Mortierellaceae. Gene Ontology annotation, molecular function: ubiquitin binding. Gene Ontology annotation, biological process: protein deubiquitination; double-strand break repair via homologous recombination. The record is from RefSeq and is a predicted model, not a curated record. The transcript is spliced from 10 exons.